Megalopta genalis is the source of this 1460-nucleotide messenger RNA. RefSeq names its product ribonuclease H2 subunit B. Gene Ontology annotation, cellular component: ribonuclease H2 complex; nucleoplasm. NCBI's taxonomy places the organism in Eukaryota, Metazoa, Arthropoda, Insecta, Hymenoptera, Halictidae. Gene Ontology annotation, biological process: RNA catabolic process. The record is from RefSeq and is a predicted model, not a curated record.
AUUUUGGUACAUUUUUCUUUUUCAAAAGAUGGCUCGUUAGCGCGGCAACGCCUCUUCUCGGCCCAAUUCUCCGAUCAUCGACCAUUCACUGACAUUCGACCACACAUCGAGAUUUCAAAUGUUAUCCUCCACAACACUGGCGGCAUGUCGCGUUUAACGUGUUUCUUUAACAAAAAAGAUAUACAGCCUGAUAUAUUAAGAUUAACGUGUAAUAAAGAAUUAAACGCUGGUUCUUUUACCAAAAAUGGCUGAUUUCUAAAUUUGUUUUAUAUAUACGUAUUAAUACAUGGUGAAAAUUGUAUAGAUAAGUAAAUAACCUAACGUAUUAUCGAUCGUGUAAAACGCGCGUAAAUAUGCCGCGUACCAAAGCAUCACCAAAAAAGUGCGUCAAAACAACUAACUCAUAUCCAGGAACAAAUACAUGGGUUUUCCUUAUGAAAGGUGAUGGUUUGAGUAAUACAGAUGGAGGCAUACCUGAUGUGAUUAAAUUGAGGCAUCCAGCUACAAACCAACCUGCUAUGUUCGUGUUUAGUCCAGGCAAUACAACAGUGCAAGAAGUUUUAACAUUUGAUGAGAACAAGAGAUCAUGGUUUAUUGAUGAUAAUGUAAAGUCCGAUGGAAAAAUGCAUUUGUCCACCCCUAUUGAUCCAAUAUUUUUAGUAUUGCCAUAUUUACGCAAGACUCAACAAGCGCAACCGUUUGAUCAAUGUCUAUGGGACGAAGAUUUUCCAGAGACAUCUCGUCUGUCUCAGUGUCAGAACUUAAAAUUAUCAUUAGUUGCUGAUCGCAAAGGAGAUGAAUCAUUGCAAGCUUACAAGUUUAAUGAAGAAAAGACAUUAACUUGGCUACAGAAGAAGGUGGAAAGAGUAAUUGAUGUAUUAAAACAAAAAGGUAUUCAUGUAUCACAAGGUGCUAUUAGUGCUACUUAUGUUAAAAGUAUUAAACUUGAAAGUGCUUCAGAAGCAGAAUAUUUAAGGUAUGCUCAUGGUAUUGUGUCGGAGUAUCUUUCAGAAGACUUAUCUAAAAAAUUAGCGCAGCACUUAAAUAUAUCAGAUGAAACAGAAAAUAAGAAGCGAAAGUUAAGCAGUCCUCAUGAUAGCGAAGAAAAAAGGUCGAAGAAAGAUACAACAGAAAAUGAAUCAAUAUUAAAACCGAAAGCAGCUGAUCUAUCCAAACCAGAAAAGAUCCAAAAACCCACUAUCGGUAAAAAGGAGUUAGCCAGGCAAAAGGCAGCAGCUGGAUCUAAAAGUAUUACCAAUUUCUUUAAAAAGAAAUAAAAUAUAAACAACUGUAAAAAGUAAACAUUACAAAUUUAAAAUUUUGUGUACUGUAAUGUGUAUAUAUGAUUUAUCAUAGGGAUCUGUAAUAAUUGUUAUCCAAGAAUAGAGUCAAAAUACUUUGUUAUAACCUAGACAUAUUUUUAAUUGCUGUUUAAAUAAUAGAAAAACGAUCUUUUUAUA